Messenger RNA from Oryzias latipes (Japanese medaka), 8266 nucleotides. It is a transcript of the gene arid1ab, whose product is annotated as AT-rich interactive domain 1Ab. Gene Ontology annotation, molecular function: nucleosome binding; DNA binding. Gene Ontology annotation, cellular component: brahma complex; nBAF complex; SWI/SNF complex. Lineage: Eukaryota; Metazoa; Chordata; Actinopteri; Beloniformes; Adrianichthyidae. Gene Ontology annotation, biological process: chromatin remodeling; regulation of transcription by RNA polymerase II; positive regulation of DNA-templated transcription. The record is from RefSeq and is a predicted model, not a curated record.
AAGAUGGCUGUGUCUCGCGGAGCCUCGUGCUGGUCCGGUUGAUUUCGAGUUUGCGCUGCCGUUCUGUAACAGAAGCCCCCCCUGAACAAACACCCGCGCGCGCACACACACGCGCAAACCGACCCGUGUCGGUAAUUUCACGUCCCCGCUCCACAUUUAUGCCGCUUUUUUGUAAAAACUUUCCCUCCGAGUUCAACUUUACCGGAGCCGCGGUGGAUUACCGGAGAUCGGUCCGGGAGGAGGGCAGCGGGGGGAUGAACCGGGACGGCGGGGACGUCGUUGCUGAAAUAAUCGUAUUUAUUUUCCAUGGUUGUCCGGAGUUCGUCUGCGAGUGAGGCGCCGCGCUGACACACCGGAGGAGGACCGACACACCGGGAAUCAUGGCCGCGCAGGUCGCCACUCUCAACACCAGCCCGCCUUCCGAACUCAAAAAGCCGGACCGGGACGCGCAGGACGAGUCGGUACCGGGCGAGAAGCAGCAUGAAAAUAAGGACGCGGGAGCCGACGGAGGCUCCCCGCGGCAGAAGGAGCUGCAGGACGGGGCCGAGGCUGGUGGAGGAGGGGAUCCCGACAUGAAGAACGGGACUUUAGCCCGGGUCAACAACAACGGCAGCAACCAGAACGAUGCGGGCGGACUGGAGGGGAAUGCCCACCCCGGAAUGGGCCACCACCACCAGGGCCCCUUCCCUCCACCUCCCUACGCUUACAACCAGCCCUACAGCCGGGCCCCUUUUCAUCAACAUGGCGGACAACAAAGCCCUGGCAUGGCAGCUGCACCGGGGCCGGGCGUGAUGGAGCCGUACCCCCCGAACUCCCACGAACACGGCUACCCCAACAGCUACAACAACUACAGCCCGUUCGCGGGCAGGACUUCGUACCAGGGCCAGGGCUACGGGGGCAUGAAUUCCCCGCGCGGCAGCCAGCCUCCGGCGGCCGGGGGGCAGUCAGGCAAGCAGCAGCCGUCGGGAGCCACGGCGGCUAUGGCUGCAUCCUAUAAUAACCAGAGGUAUAACAUCGGAACCCCGCAGCCCACGUCCACGCCGACCCUCAACCAGCUCCUGACCUCCCCCAGCUCCGCCAGGAGCUAUCCCAACUACCCGCAGGGGGACUACAACAACCAGGAAGGGCCCAGCAAGGCAGCGGGGGAUGUGAGCGGGCCUCCGUACAGCGGGGUCCAUCCGAGCUGGCCGCAGAGGGGCCACCACCCGCCCCCCAUGAGCCCGGGGAACACCGGACAGCCGCCAAACCGGAACCAGCCGCCGGGCCCAAUGGACCAGCUCGGGAAGAUCCGCGGACAGCCGUACGGAGGACCUAACCCCUAUCCCUCGCAGCAGCAAGGGCCCGCCUCGGGGCCCGGACCGCAGCAGGGCGGCUCCUACGCGGGGCAGGGCUACGGGCCCCCGGCCCCUCAGAGAUACCCCAUGGGGAUACAGAGUCGCACGCCAGGCGCCAUGGGAGGCAUGCAGUACGGACAGCAGAUGUCUGCAUACGGACAGCAGGGCCCAGGGGGCUACAGCCAGCAGAACCAGGGCUACUACGCUCAGCACGGCCCCCCUCCCAAUGCCGGCCAGCAGCAGCCUCCAUAUCAGAGCCAGAGCGGCUCUGGGUCCCCCUAUCCUCAGCAGGGCCACCCCUCCCAACCUGCGGGCCAACACGGGCAGCCAGGCGCCCCUUUUCCACAGACCCAGGUGCCCCACGGCGGCUCUGCGGCGCAGCCCUCCUAUAGCCAGCCCCCGCAGUCUCAGCCGGGACAGCAGCCCUAUGUCCCCUCCCAGCCUCAACAGCAGCAGCAACAGCAACAGGGCCCUGGCCCUCAGAAUCAGCCGAGCCCCCAAGGCCAACCUGGGUACUCACAACCCCCCGGGCCAGAACAACCGGCAGCACAGCAACAAGCACCCCCCCAGCAACAGCAGCAACAAGCAGGCGGUCUGCCUCCCCAAGCCCAGCAACCCCCAGCCCACGGUCAGCAAAGUCAGCCAUCACCUUACUCCCAGACCCCCCCCCUGCAGCAGCAGCAGUCACCAUAUCAGAGGUUCCCCCCUCCCUCACAGAACCAGGAGAUCUCCCAGGAUUCCUUCAGCUCUCAGUCCAGCAUUCCUCCCGCUGCCCAGCCCAACAAGAGCGGCCCUGAAGACAGCCUGCAGGGGCGGCCGUCCAGCCUGCCGGACCUCUCCGGCUCCAUCGACGACCUCCCCACCGGCACCGAGGCGGCCCUGAGCCCGGGGGUCAGCACGUCGGGGGUGUCCAGCAGUCAGGGCGAGCAGAGCAACCCGGCCCAGUCGCCCUUCUCUCCGCACACACCCCCUCACCUUCCAGGCAUUCGAGGGCCCUCCCCCUCACCUGUGGGCUCUCCCACCAACGUCACCCCGUCUCGCAGUGGCCCCCUGUCCCCCGCUGCAGGGCCAGGGAGCCAGAUGCCGCUGCGGCCCCCCAGCGUCCAGUCCGACAGCAUCAUGCAUCCUUCCAUGAACCAGUCAGCCAUGGGUCAGGACAGGGUGUACAUGCGCAACCCUCAGAUGCCCCCGUACGGCUCCCCUGGACAGCCUGGCUCCGCCUUAUCUCCACGCCAGUCUUCAGGAGGCCACAUGCACGCUGGGAUGGGACCUUACCCCCAGAACAGUACCAUGGGAAACUACGUCCCUCAGGGAGGCCAGUACGGCCCACAAGGUUAUCCCAGACAGCCCGGCUACACGGGAAUGCCCAAUACCAACUACCCCAGCGGGCCCGGCAUGGCCGGCUCCAUGAACCCCAUGCCUGGUCAGGGCAGCGGGGGGCCAUAUGGAACCAUGCCCCCCAACAGGAUAGGUCCGGGACACCAGAUGGGGGCUCGACCCUUUGGACCUGGAAUGGGCUCUAACAUGGGAGGAAUGCCCCCCCAGAUGGGAUCGGGCAUGUGUCCGCCCACAGGCAUGAACAGGAAGGACGGAGCCCCCCCCAUGCACCACGGACCCUCGAACUCCAUACAUAACAGGCCGCCGGGCUACCCCAACAUGUCCCCCGGCAUGAUGGGGGCGGGGUCUCCAUAUGGCCCAGGAAUGAACAGCAUGCACGGCGUCAUGAAUCAGGGGGGGCCGGGGCCUUAUCCCAUGAGUGUGAACAUGCCUAACAGCACCCCCGGGGGGGCUCCAGGCUCUGACUUUGGUAUGGAAAAAAUAACCCCAGCCCAGAAGAUGAACAACAAAGUUGAUGGGACUCCCAAACAAGAAUCCAAAAAGAAGUCGAGUUCCUCCACCAUCACCAACGAGAAGAUCACUCGGCUGUACGAACUCGGCCCAGAGCCGGAGAGGAAGAUGUGGGUGGACCGAUACCUGGCCUUUGCUGAGGAGAAGGCCAUGGGAAUGCACAAUCUUCCCGCCGUGGGUCGGAAGCCUCUGGAUCUCUUCAAGCUCUACGUUUCGGUGAAGGAGAUCGGCGGCCUGACUCAGGUGAACAAGAACAAGAAGUGGCGGGAGCUGGCCACCAACCUGAACGUGGGCACGUCCAGCAGCGCCGCCAGCUCGCUCAAGAAGCAGUACAUCCAGUGUUUGUACGCCUUCGAAUGCAAGAUCGAGCGUGGCGAGGACCCGCCCCCCGACUUCUUUAACACCGACACCAAAAAGAACCAGCCCAAGAUCCAGCCUCCGAGCCCCGCUGGUUCUGGAUCCCUCCAGGGACCCCAGACUCCCCAGUCCACCAGCAGCUCGAUGGCUGAGGGGGGGGACCUCAAGCCCCCUACCCCGGCUUCCACCCCACACCCACAGAUGCCUCAGAUGCCCGGUGUCAGGAACAGCGUCAGCCUGCAGGACCCGUUUGCCGACGGAAGUGAUCCGGCCUUUUCCAGAAGGAAUGCCAUGACUCCCAAUUCUCAGGGCUACCAGUCAGGGAUGGGCAGUGCAGAAAUGAUGAGUCGGAUGGGUCCCUAUGAGUCUAGCAAGGACCCCUUUGGAGGCAUGAGGAAAGCCGGGGAACAGUUCAUGCCCCCGGGCCCCAACAGUGGGAUGGGGGAGCAGUACAACAGAGGACCUCCGGGCCCUAUGAGCAACAUGGCGAUGGGCCAGCGGCAGCAGUUCCCGUACGGAUACGACAGAAGACAGGAGCCGGGGAUGGGCCCUGAAGGCAACAUGGCUUCAGGACCUCCUCAGCCCAACAUGAUGCCUUCUGGAGGAGACACGGGGAUGUACUCACCGAGCCGCCCCCCCCCACAGCAGCGGCACGACUCCUACACAAAUCAGUACCCUGGCCAAGGAGCGCCCCCUGGUGGCCCGUAUCCUAACCAACACCCAGGAAUGUACCAACAGCAGCAGAACUACAAGCGUCCUGUGGACGGGGGGUACGGUCCUCCUGCCAAACGUCAUGAGGGAGAAAUGUACAACGUUCCUCCUUACAGCACCCAACAGCAGCCAGGUCCACAGUCUGCUGGGCACCAAGGGCAGCAGGACCUGUACAACCAGUACAACGCGUACCCCGGUGGAGACCGCAGACCUCCAGGUCCACAGGGCCAGUUCCCCUUCCCGUUUGGACGGGAUAGAGCGCCGCCAUCUGCAGGCCCCAACUCCCAGUCUCCCCAGAUGAUGCCAAGCCCCAUGCCUUCAGGUCCUGAUGGCCCACAGGGCCCGAUGUGGCAGGGCCGCAACGACAUGGGUUAUCCUAACUAUCCCAACCGUCAAGGACCUCCUGGACCGGGUCAGGGCCCCGGCUACCACAGCAUGAACCGCUCAGAGGAGAUGAUGCCAGCAGACCAACGCAUCAACCACGAGGGGCAGUGGCCCGGCCACGUUAACAGGCAGCAGCCGCCUUUUGGCCCCGCCGGAUCUGGACCGCCCAUGACCAGGCCUUUACCUUCCACCUACCAGGCUUCCCAGAACCACAUUCCUCAGGUUUCAAGCCCGGCCCCCAUGCCUCGGCCUAUAGAAAGCAGGACGUCGCCCAGCAAGUCCCCCUACAUGCAUCCCGGCAUUAAGGUGCACAAAGCUGGACCUCCUGUGCCUGCCUCCCACAUCGGCCAGGCUCCAGUGCAACAACCCAUGAUCCGCCGUGACAUGGCCUUCCCUCCCGGCUCGGUGGAGGCUUCCCAACCCCACCUUAAACCCCGCCGGAGGCUCACCAUGAAAGAAAUAGGCACCCCUGAAGCGUGGCGAGUGAUGAUGUCCCUGAAGUCCGGCUUGUUAGCGGAGAGCACAUGGGCUCUGGACACCAUCAACAUUCUGCUGUACGACGACGGCAGCAUUUCCACCUUCAACCUCUGUCAGCUGCCGGGGUUCCUGGAGCUGAUCGUGGAGUACUUCAGACGCUGCCUCAUCCAGAUCUUCGGCAUCUUAAAGGAGUACGAGGUCGGAGACCACGGCCAGCGCACCCUGAUCGACCCCAACGCCGCAGAGGACUCCGAGGAGGACCCCUCCAUGGCCGAGGGCGAGGACAUGGAAACCGAGGACGAGGACGAAGAUGAGGAACCUGAAAGACCUGCUGACGCACCAUCGCUGAUCCGGGUCAAAGAGGAAGAGGAAGAGAGCUCUUUGAAAGGCAAGUCUUCAGAAGAUGAGGACGAAGAAAAGGCGUCCAGUAAGCUGUCUGCAGGUUCCAACCACAACUCCAGCAACCACUCAGAGAAGCCCAAGCAGGCCAGCAAGUUUGAUAAACUCCCCAUCAAGCUGGUGCGGAGGAAGAACCCUUUUCGCCUCAAUCACCUGUCCAAGCUUGGCCAGCGGCAAAGCUUUGACAGCGGUCUGCUACACUGGAGCAUCGGCGGCGGCGACACUACUGAGCACAUCCAGACCCACUUUGAGAGCCAGACGGACCGUCGGAAGCUGCUUAAACGUUCCCCGGUCCUCACUGAGGCCCGCAAGAAGGUGCAGGGAACAGCGCCGGACAGCGGCGAAAAACCCAGGAGCAGCGGCGAGGACGAGUCCAGAGAGCAACCCCCAACGUCUGAGCCUCUCAGGUCUCCAGCCGAGAAGAGCCCUCCGUCCACCGGGGCGCCAGUCACCGCCACCAUAGAUGAUGUGCUGUCUGCCCGCCCGGGCUCGGUCACCGAGGAGGUGGUCCGCGGAGGAGCCGGGGAGCAGAAGGAGAAGUUCCUGUUCAGCAUCAACCCGGAUCUGAAGAACCGCCGCAACAUCAAGAUCCUGGAGGACGAGCCUCACAGCAAGGACGAAACGCCGCUCAGCACGCUGUCGGACUGGCAGGACUCGCUGGCGCGGCGCUGCAUCUGCAUCUCCAACAUCGUCCGGAGCCUGUCUUUCGUUCCCGGGAACGACCUGGAGUUGUCCAAACACCCGGGCCUGUUGCUUCUGUUGGGCCGCCUGGUGCUGCUCCACCACAGACACCCGGAGCGCAAACAGGCGCCAGUCACCUACGAGAAGGAGGAGGACGAGGACGAGGGCGUGAGCUGCGAGCGGGACGAGUGGUGGUGGGACUGCCUGGAGGUGCUGAGGGAGAACUGCCUGGUCACUCUGGCAAACAUCUCAGGCCAGUUGGACCUUUCUAUCUACCCAGAGAGUAUUUGUCUCCCCCUGCUGGACGGCCUGCUGCACUGGGCCGUCUGCCCCUCUGCAGAGGCGUUGGACCCCUUCCCCACGCUCGGGCCCCACAGCUCCCUGUCCCCCCAGAGACUGGUCCUGGAGACCCUCAGCAAGCUCAGCAUCCAGGACAACAAUGUUGACCUCAUUCUGGCCACGCCUCCCUUUAGCCGCCUGGAGAAGCUCUACGGCUCGCUCGUGCGCCUGGUCGGUGAGCGCAAGGUGGCGGUCUGCCGGGAAAUGGCGGUGGUCCUGCUGGCCAACCUGGCCCAGGGGGACACCCUGGCCGCCCGCGCCAUCGCCGUGCAGAAGGCCAGCGUGGGCAACCUGCUGGGCUUCUUAGAGGACAGCUUAGCCGCCACGCAGUACUCGCAGAGCCAGAACCCGCUGCUGCAGAUGCAGGGCGGCCCCCAGUUUGAGCCCACCAGCGUGGACAUGAUGCGGCGGGCGGCCCGGGCGCUGCACGCCUUGGCCAAGGUGGAGGAAAACCACUCGGAGUUCACACUGUACGAGUCGCGGCUGCUCGACAUCUCUGUGUCGCCGCUCAUGAACUCCUCCGUGUCCCAAGUAAUCUGUGACAUUCUGUUCCUGAUCGGCCAGUCAUGACAGGCGUGGGGAGGUGUGGGCUCCGCCCCUCCCUGCGUGUUUGCGUGUGCGUCUGCUGCGAGUGAGUUCAGAGAGUGAGACGGCCUUCUUCCCUCUCCUUUUUUUAAUUUAUGCAAACUCACCUCGGACUCCGCUGUCUUUUUAUUCCCACCCCCCCUGAAGGAAGGAGAACCCUGUGGAUCUUCAACCGGAGGGAUGCUGGCGGUGGGGGUGGGGGGCAGGACCCUUUUUUUUAUAGAAACAUAAAAACUCCUGAAAAAGAAGAAACUGUAACCAAAGUUGCUGUCUCGUUUACAGUGAGUUUGGGGGACCCUCGCGCCCCCCCUCCGAGGCUCGGACAGAGGGGCGCUGUGGGAGGGGGGGGGCACAGACUGUGUGGAGGCGUGGCUGUGACUGUGGAGGCUCAGCCUGGCAGGAACCACACGUGAACAGGCGGGGGCGCUGUGCAGUAGAUUGUAGGACUUUUUUCUGUACUGUACACCUGGAACUGUAAACAUACUGUAAUGAUACUGUUUCACACUGAGAUACGCUGACUCGGCAGCAAACUGUAGUUUUUAAAUCCGUUUGAGUUCAUGUGGAGAGAAGACGGCUUUCCCCCCAAAGUAUGGUGAACCUACAACACCCCGACCUCUCUGUCCCUUGAUUGUAUGACUUGACCCGGACGCUCAGAGGCGCCUAUAGGACUGGUUCUCAACGCUAGAUGCAGUCCCAGCUGCAGUGUAAAUACGAUGUUGUACAUGACCACCCCCCCCCCCCCCUCUUCUGUUGCGCCUCACCGUUUUUAACCUUUGACCAGUUGAACUGCAUCAAAUGCGCCAUGUGAUGACUUGACACCCGCCGGCGCCGCCUCGGGGGUGUCUCGCUGCUGUCCAACGCCAUCCCCCACUAGCUCCACGCUUCAGUUUGUGUCCGGUGGGGCCAAACGGCGUCCCGGCUCACCGGGGCGAUGGACGGAACCUUGAGGAAGAAGCGGUUUAAUUUUAUUUGAUUUUUCCAGUGAUGCGGAUUCUGCAUAUUUGUAUUUCAGAUGAUGUAGCUAAAGACUUGAUGUAAAUUCCUUUUUUUCCUUUUUUGGCUCAAUGAAUAUCAUUUAUUCAGUAUGAAAUCUUUAUACUAUAUGUUCCACGUGUUAAGAAUAAAUGUACAUUAAAUCUUCCUAAGACGUU